Molecule: messenger RNA, 1167 nt
Organism: Penicillium lagena
Lineage: Eukaryota; Fungi; Ascomycota; Eurotiomycetes; Eurotiales; Aspergillaceae
Product: 25S rRNA (uracil2634-N3)-methyltransferase
Exons: 3
Coding region: 1-1167 (388 amino acids)
Biological process (GO): rRNA base methylation
Cellular component (GO): cytoplasm
Molecular function (GO): rRNA (uridine-N3-)-methyltransferase activity
Source: RefSeq, a predicted model, not a curated record
AUGCCCCGAAAUAAAAAAGCGAAAGGACGCUCUCCGCGCGGCCCGGCCAGACAGCCUGGAUCCGGGUCUGCGACCAAGGGAUAUAAAGGUCCUAAUGCCAGUCAUGCAAAGACACCACCAUCACAGUCACAGUCGCAAUCACAAAAGGGAACCACUCCCAAAACUCAGCAGCAGCAUCAGAAUCAACGUCCGAUUGUCCCAUUUCUGCGCCGGGAUCGGAUUCUCUUGAUUGGGGAAGGAGAUUUCUCAUUCGCCCGCUCCCUGGCAACCCAGUACAGAUGCCGCAACCUCUGCGCAACAUGCUACGACUCCAAGGAGACACUGUACGGGAAAUAUCCACAGGCGAAGACAAAUAUCAAUGAUAUCCUCAAUGCUUCUCGGAGAAUCACUAGCUCUAGCUCUCGGAAUGAAGAAGAGCAGGGAGGCUCUAAUGAGACGCCCGCCCAGAACGACCAGAAGAAAGGCCCCAAGGUUCUUUUCGGCGUCGACGCCCGCAAACUAGGCUCCCCUACCGGCGGCGGGAAAGAUGUUCGCUCGGGGUUAUUCGCGCGCAAAGAGCGCAAGCGUCCUGCACAGAAAACUGCCCCCUCGCCUGGCGGGCCGUGGGAUGUGAUCUGCUUCAAUUUCCCGCAUGUGGGCGGCUUGUCGACGGAUGUGAAUCGGCAGGUGCGCGCGAAUCAGGAGUUGCUCGUUGCGUUCUUUAAAAGCUGUGUGCCGCUCUUGUCUAACGCGCCGGAGAAGGUUGAUGAGGAAGAUCCUGAUUUUGAGGAGGAUGAGGAUGAAGAUGGAGGUGAGUCGUCCGAAAGAGAGGAAGAAGAAGAUGAGCAGACCUCUGGAUUGGGCGUCCGGACUGGGCCGGGACAAAUCCUCGUUUCGUUGUUCGAGGCUGAGCCAUACACGCUGUGGAAUAUCAAGGAUCUGGCGCGACAUGCGGGAUUACAGGUUGUGACUAGUUUCAAGUUCCCCUGGUCUUCUUACGAGGGAUAUAGCCAUGCGCGGACGGUGGGCGAGAUCGAGGCGAAGAACCACGAGGGGAGAGGCGGAUGGAGAGGCGAGGAUAGGAAUGCGCGGAUGUACGUCUUUGAAGUGAAAAGGGAGGAACCGAAACACCCGGGUAAAGGGGGCAAGAAGCGGGCGAGGAAUGAGUUGGACAGUGACAGUGAUUGA